Messenger RNA from Paramecium octaurelia, 2369 nucleotides. Lineage: Eukaryota; Ciliophora; Oligohymenophorea; Peniculida; Parameciidae. The record is from the annotation of a GenBank genome assembly.
AUGGAAAAAAUAUUCUCAUGUAAUUUUAUUACAAUAAUAGAUUAGAUCUGAAAGCUUGCGAUAUUUUUGCUCAAUCGCCUUCUUUAGGAAUGAAUCAAUAAUCAACUUAUCAAUCAACAUUUGGUGGAUUUACAUCAAUAACAACUAUUUUUCUGGUGUUUCUCUUUUUCUCUAGCAAUUUCCUGGACUAUAUAUCGGGGAAGAACAUUAUAACGAAGUAAACCUAAGUCUAUGAUAAUGAUCUUUCGAACCUUAAACUUGAUGAUCAAGAUUUCAUUAUAGCACUUGGUAUAGAAUAAUAGAACUUUUUACAAAACCCCUUCUUUUCAGUCACUCUGCAACAGAGGUAAUUUUAUUCAUCAUCCUAAAACAGAGAAUACGAAAGAUUGGAAAACGGGUCGUUUUCAAAAAAUAUCACUUAACUUCCCCUUGAGCCAUGCACACUGGAAAGAUUCUAAACUGUAUUUUAAAAAUAUGGUAAAAACUUCUCAGAAGACUUCAAUCAUUUGAAUUUAGAGAAUUUGUUGUGUCCAAAGUAUUUUAUAGUAAAAUAUAUUAUAGAAAUAACAUCAGCAUGAAUAUUGGUGGUACAUUUGCAUGUAUAUAAAUUUUGUUAAAUUAGCCAACUAUUUUAAUUUUCUUAAAGUUGAAGUCACACCUUGCAAUCCAUCUUAAAUUUUAGAAAACAGCACAUGUGCUUCUGAUGAUUCAUUAUAAGAUCAUUUAAAUUAAAUAGGAGCAUUUAAAGUACAAGUGUAUUUGAUUAACAAAGUAUGACAUAUCCCACAAUUAUUUAGGUAAUCAAUCCAAAUAAAAUUGGAUCAGACUACAUUUCAGUAUUUUUGGAUGAUUCAAGUUAUUUAUCAUUUGUUCCUAAAAAAUUAAAUAAGUAUGCAAAUAUUUAUUUUCGAGAAUAUAGAUUUAGCAACAAUUUAGAUUUCUUUCCAUUUAAGUAAAUUUGAUUUAUACCCCUUAGGGAUAAUUAAAACUUAAACUUUAUUUCAAUAGACAACACCGAAACGAAAGAAGUGAUUGAUUUAGGAAGAGAUUCAGACUUAUCAUAUGCGUCUUUUUAUUUUAGGAAAAGUCCCAUCAUAAUAUCAGUUGAAAGAAACAAUCAGAGUGUUACUGAUUUAUUAUCAAAAUUGGGAGGAUUACUGUAGAUAUCGCUUAUAGUAAUGGGAUUUAUAAUAGCGGCAUACAAUAAAUAAACAAGUAAUGAUUUGGUAUAAGUUUAGUGAUGGUGGAGUUGUCAAAUAAAAUAUAUGAAUUUAGUACUGAUGCGGAUGAAUAAAAUAAAUAGCAUUAGUUAAAUCUUGAUUUAAUUAAUAAUGUGUAUGAUGAUAGACAAUUUCGACAUGAGUAUUAUAUUAACAAAGAAGGACAAUAAUAAAUUGUGCCAAAUAGUUAAAUCAAGCAUAAGAGUAAGAUAUUUAGGCUUUUUGGCAAGGGUCAAUAAGCUGAAUAGCAUAUUAUUUUGACUGACAGACCAACAACUGAGAAUAAUGAAUGUAACAACUAAAACUCUUAAGACAAUGAUGAAAAGAGUAACCAAUUUACGUAGUAGGCAAUAAAAGAUCAUGGGUUAUUGGCAUAAAAGUUGAAAUGUGUAAGUGGACUAGAUUAUUUUAAAAAAUAGAUCAAUCUAAUUUUAAAUAGAUCUUAAACAUUACGAUUCAACAUAUAAAUAUUUCUCAAUUAGAUUUGCUUUCGAAAGGUCUUUUCAAAUUCUCAAUCUGUUUAGUUUUUCAAUUCUGCACUGUAAUUCUAUUGUAAUAUAAUUUAAGUGACAAAAUAAACGAGCAACUAGAUGUAUUAAACAUAAUUACCAAGUUAAAUGAAAUUGAUAAGAUGAAAGAAAUAUUGCUAACUAAUUCAUAACAGCUUUUAUUCAACUUUACAUCUAAACCCAUAAUCUCUUUGGAAGAAGAUAAAGAAAUGCCAUUCAAUAGAACCAUUCUAGAAGAAAGAGCAAGAAAUACAUUGUAAAUUAAUGUAAUAAUUAGGAAUGAGACAAUUUGUGAUGAAAAGAAAAAAAAAAGUUAUUAAAAACGUAAACCAAUAUUUAAGCAAUUCAAUCGAAAUGGAAAUUUAGAUAAGGAUUUGAGGAUUUAUAAUAGAAUCUAUAGAGUAUUAUUAUCAUAAUAAUUUAGGCAUAUGAUACGAUUCUUUAAUAAAGUUCAGAAUAAAACCCAUAGCAUGAUGUCAAUAAAAAAUUAAUCAAGAAGCUUGGAGACGAAAUACAAGCUAUUUUCAAAUUAUCAAAACUGCUAGAUUUUGAUGGACUAAGGAGACUUCGAGCAAAUUCGAAUAAUGAUAUGUUCUGUAGAAAUACUUAGCAUAUACCAGAUGAGAUGUUAAGUAAAUGA